Messenger RNA from Propithecus coquereli (Coquerel's sifaka), 1843 nucleotides. It is a transcript of the gene MVD, whose product is annotated as mevalonate (diphospho) decarboxylase. Gene Ontology annotation, biological process: isoprenoid biosynthetic process; isopentenyl diphosphate biosynthetic process, mevalonate pathway. Gene Ontology annotation, molecular function: diphosphomevalonate decarboxylase activity; ATP binding. Bases 1 to 1353 code for a protein of 450 amino acids. The transcript is spliced from 9 exons. The record is from RefSeq and is a predicted model, not a curated record. NCBI's taxonomy places the organism in Eukaryota, Metazoa, Chordata, Mammalia, Primates, Indriidae. Gene Ontology annotation, cellular component: cytosol.
AUGAGGCAGGGGUGGGCUGGCCUCCAGCUCUGCUCUGGGAGCCUGAGCGCCGAGGUGGAGAGCAAUCCAAGAGGGCUUCCUGAAGGUGGAGGCGCAGCAGCAGCAGGAGGGCUUAGACUGAGCAGUGAGAGAGCAGGAUGGAGGCAGACGGGGGCCGUGGAAAGGGGGAGCACAGUGGGGGUGGGAAACCCACUGGCCUGGCCCUGGCUGUCCCUUCCAGGGGGGAAGCGCGAUGAGGAGCUGAUCCUGCCCAUCAACUCCUCCCUGAGCGUCACGCUGCAUCUGGACCAGCUGAGAACCACCACGACGGCCGCCAUCAGCAAGGACUUCGCUGAGGACCGGAUCUGGCUGAACGGCCGGGAAGAGGCGGUGGGGCAGCCGCGCCUGCAGGCCUGCCUGAGGGAGAUCCGCCGCCUGGCCCAGGAGAGGAGCAGCGCUCAGGAUGGAGCCCCGCCUUCCGCCAGCCUCAGCUACAAGGUGCACGUGGCCUCGGUGAACAACUUCCCCACAGCCGCGGGCCUGGCCUCCUCCGCGGCGGGCUACGCCUGCCUAGCCUACACCCUGGCCCAGGUCUACGGGGUCGAGGGGGACCUCUCAGAAGUGGCCCGCCGGGGCUCGGGCAGCGCCUGCCGCAGCCUGCACGGGGGCUUCGUGGUGUGGCACAUGGGGGAGCGCGCCGACGGGAAGGACAGCGUCGCCCGGCAGGUGGCCCCUGAGACGCACUGGCCGGAACUCCGAGUCCUCAUCCUUGUGGUGAGCGCAGAGAAGAAGCUGACCAGCAGCACGGCCGGCAUGCAGACCAGCGUGGAGACCAGCCCCCUGCUCCGGUUCCGGGCCGAGAGUGUGGUGCCAGCGAGCCUGGCCGAGAUGACUCGCUGCAUCCGGGAGCGGGACUUCGCAGGCUUCGCCCGGCUGACCAUGCGGGACAGCAACCAGUUCCACGCCACCUGCCUGGACACUUUCCCGCCCAUCUCCUACCUCAGCGACACCUCCCGGCGCAUCAUCCACCUGGUGCACCGCUUCAACGCCCACCACGGGCUCACCAAGGUGGCGUACACAUUUGACGCGGGCCCCAACGCCGUGAUCUUCACCCUGGACGACACUGUGGCUGAAUUCGUGGCUGCCGUGAGGCACAGCUUCCCGCCCGAGUCGAACGGAGACAAGUUCCUACAGGGGCUGCCGGUGAGGCCGGCCCCUCUCUCGGACGAGCUGAAAGCUGCGCUGGACACAGAGCCCACCCCCGGCGGCAUCAAGUACAUCAUCGCCACUCGGGUGGGGCCGGGGCCUCAAGUCCUGGACGACCCCCAUGUUCACCUCCUGGGCCCCGACGGCCUGCCGAAGCCGGCUGCCUGACCGCCACGGGAGCAGGGCGCCUCACUGGCACUGGGCACCGGCGUGGCGGCCAGGGUUGAGCUCCGGGCAGCGGGCACAAUGCCGUGGACGGUGGCGUGAGACCUGCAGCCGUCCAGACGUCAGCAGUGGGGCCCCCGAGUGCGUCCACUGUCCGCCCGCACGUGCUGCUCUGCCGAGAUGGGACUGGGGUCUGGCACGAGAGCGGCGGCGCGUCCCUGACCCUGGACCCCGGCCCACUCCAGGGCACCAACACAGGAGCUCAGCGGGAGUCGCGUCCCCGGGGGGGCCUGGUCUCUGUGGGGACUGCACUGGCUGCCUCAGGAAACCCCCAAGUGCUUCAAGGGGGCAGCCAUGGUGGCUCUGCCAGACCUCGAACUCCGCCCAGGGUGUGGCUGGACGCUUCUUCAGGGCGGGAAGGCGGCUCCCCCGGCAGGGCUGGGGCCGGCGCGGAUCUGGGGGCCUUGGGAGCUGCGGCCUGUUGACCACAGGA